Bradysia coprophila is the source of this 1886-nucleotide messenger RNA. RefSeq names its product translocating chain-associated membrane protein 1 (gene TRAM). Gene Ontology annotation, biological process: protein insertion into ER membrane; ceramide biosynthetic process; SRP-dependent cotranslational protein targeting to membrane, translocation. The record is from RefSeq and is a predicted model, not a curated record. Gene Ontology annotation, cellular component: endoplasmic reticulum membrane. NCBI's taxonomy places the organism in Eukaryota, Metazoa, Arthropoda, Insecta, Diptera, Sciaridae. Gene Ontology annotation, molecular function: sphingosine N-acyltransferase activity.
UUAUGACAGCCUCCGUGGAACUUUUCCUUUUCUUUUUCUUGUAGCCGUUUGUUCGGCCACACAUUCAUUUGCUUAUUUGAUGUUUUAUUCGAUUUUUUCCUUUUUAUAUUUUUCUAUUUAAAUUUGUGUCAACGCUAAAAUUACCACAACAGUGUAGUGAAUAGUCCGUGUUGUUCAGCUAAAUCGGAAGAAUAAAGAAUUUUGGCGUCGAUUCAGUUGAAUCGAACGUUCGAAAAUAAUCAAAAAAUAAUAAUUUAAUCGGAGAGAGAAUGGCGAUAAAACCGGGUCUUGGCAGAAAAUCAUCGAAGAAUCCACCAAUAUUGAGCCAUGAAUUUGUUAUCCAAAAUCAUGCCGAUAUUGUGUCGUGCGUUGCGAUGAUAUUUGUGAUUGGAUUAAUGUUGCAGGCAACCAGUUCCAUUGCUAGUGUGUUUGUUGCUUUACAUCACAGCAUAACCGGUGCAGAUCCGACCCAUGAAAAUCCGAGAGGAAUCCCCUAUACCUAUGAGUCAGGCUGGAGAGAUUGGUGUGCGGUAUUCUUUUACACAUUAAUUUGUAUCAUUAUGCAUGCCGUGCUGCAAGAAUAUGUGAUCGAUAAAAUCUCGAAACGAUUGCAUCUCUCCAAAUUCAAAUUGUCCCGCUUCAACGACUCAUCGCAGCUGAUUUUCUUCUACGCAAUGUCAUUCCUGUGGGGUGCCGACGUUAUUCUACGCGAGGGUUACAUCGGCAAAGCGGCCCUGUUAUGGGAAAACUAUCCCGAACAUCCGAUGAUUUUCCUGCACAAAUUGUUCUUCAUCAUCCAAUUGGCCUACUAUUUGCACAUGUUACCCGAACUGUACUUCCAAAAGGUGAAAAAAGAAGACCAACAGCCAAAGAUCAUUCAGUCGAUUGUUAGCUUUUCAUUCGUUGCGUUAGCGUACUACUUGAAUUUCCACCGUGUCGGUUUGGUUCUGCUCACGUUGCACUAUCUGUCCGAAGUGAUUUCGCAUGUGUUUGUGUUGAUUGAGAUUUUCGACCGUGACGACAAGUACGUCAAUUUGAACAUCAUCAGUCGCAUUGUGUUCGUUUUCACGCGUUUCGCCACCAUGGUACUGUCCGUCCUAACAUUCUACUACAAAAUCGAAAACAGUCCGUUCAGUUUGGUGGCACUGUUUGCCAUCUUUGCGCUGCAAGGCUAUUUGGUAUUCCAAUUUAUCAAUGAUGUGCUGAAGGCUAAACGGGCUAGCCUGGUCGAACAGAACGUGGCUAAGAAGAAGGUUGUUAAGACGGAAAAGUCGAAAAAGGAGCGAAAACGUGAAAGUGAUCUACCUGAAGCCGAUCAGGAUACUGGUCGUAAACCGGAAACGAAAAAAGUUAAAUGAAAAAAUUGAAAAGAAAAUUUCUGGAGAAAAUUCUAAGAAUGGACACAAAGUUUUCUUUUGAAAAAAAAAAAUAAUAAAAAAUCAAAAAACAAAAUCCAAAUUGUUUUGAAUGUGGAUUGCAGGCGUCUCGGCAUGCGUGCAAUAAAUAUAAAUUUCCUUCUCGUUUCUCUUUUAAAAAUUUAAUUAUUUUUUGGCAGUGUCUCCCAUCAAAGCAAAACAAUCUGUCAACUUACACGCGCAAUUAUUUCGAUUUUUUUUUUCUCUAAAAUUAAUUUCGUCUCGUUAAAAUGAUCGUUUCGGAAAAUUUUAAGACUAAAAGAUAAAUGCAUUUCGAUUAUAAGAAGAAAAAAAAACACCUCAGCUCAGAAUAUCCACAGUGUGUCGAUUGUGUUGUCAAAAAUUUAUUUUUUAUAAUUUUCGUUCUGUUUUUUUUCCUUUCCAACAACAUUGUUAGAUAGUUUUUGUAAAUUGAUUCUAAUAAUUUAUAAAAUAAAAAAAACUUUUUAUUACAAAAAAAAACGAAGAAAA